This is a messenger RNA of Mercurialis annua (annual mercury), 1385 nucleotides long. RefSeq names its product cinnamoyl-CoA reductase 1-like. The record is from RefSeq and is a predicted model, not a curated record. The transcript has 6 exons. Gene Ontology annotation, molecular function: oxidoreductase activity, acting on the CH-OH group of donors, NAD or NADP as acceptor. Lineage: Eukaryota; Viridiplantae; Streptophyta; Magnoliopsida; Malpighiales; Euphorbiaceae. The coding region runs from base 191 to 1153 and encodes 320 amino acids.
CUAUCGUUUUAUCAUCUUCUUCAUUGACUUCCAACUAUUGUUUUUUUCUAUCUGCAGAUUUCCACACAACAAAGGUUUCAAAACUAAAACAUAUCUGCAGAACACUAAGGUUCGAAUCAAUCCCAUAUCCAACGAUUGAUUGCUGUCUUUGAGAUUAAAACCGGAUUACGGCAGAAUUAGUUGACGGAAAAUGGCGGGACCGUUAAAGGGCAAAGUAUGCGUGACCGGAGCUGGAGGAUACCUAGGUUCUUGGGUCGUCAAGCUUCUCCUAUCCAACAACUAUCUUGUCCACGGAACCGUCAGACAACCGGCCGAUGAGAAAUACAGUCACCUGAACAAGCUUGAAAAGGCAGCUAAUAAUCUGAAACUUGUGAAGGCGGAUUUACUGGACUACACCUCUCUGUCUUCUGCUAUUCAAGGUUGCACUGGAGUUUUUCAUGUUGCUAGCCCGGUUCCGUCCGCUGCUGUUCCCAAUCCUGAGGUGGAAUUACUAGAGCCGGCUGUGAAGGGAACUUUAAAUGUGCUUAAAGCGUGUGCUGAAGCGAAGGUUAAGCGUGUUGUUGUUGUGUCCUCUGGAGCUGCUGUCUCCAUGAAUCCGAGCUGGCCUAAGGGGCAGUUGAUGGAUGAGAGUUGUUGGUCUGACAAGGAAUAUUGCAGAACGACGCAGAACUGGUAUUGUCUUUCCAAGACGGAAGCAGAAAGUGAGGCUUUUGAGUUUGCGAAACGGAGUGGUCUGGAUGUUGUAACUGUUUGUCCCACCAUCAUUCUCGGGCCAGUUUUGCAGUCGACAGUUAAUGCAAGUAGCCAGGUCCUCAUCAAGCUUUUGAAAGAAGGGUAUGAGUCCCUGGAGAACAAACUUCGGCCGAUAGUAGAUGUACGUGAUGUUGCUGAAGCACUGCUUUUGGUGUAUGAGAAGCCUGAGGCAGAAGGGAGAUACAUAUGCACGACACAAGCGAUCAGGACAAGAGACAUAGUCGAUAAGUUGAGGAGCAUAUAUCCUAAUUACAAUUAUCCUAAAAGCUUCACUGAGGGAGAAGAAGGAGUAAAGCUGAGCUCUGAAAAAUUGCAGAGAUUAGGAUGGAGUACCCGUUCACUAGAGGAAACGUUCAUCGACUCUGUGGAGAGUUAUCAAAAGGCUGGAAUGUUGGACUAGUUUGACAUAUGGUUUUUAUUCGGAGGUUUGUAAACUUCCUCGCACGUCUGUCAUCAUGGCUAUUACAUUGUAUAAAUAAAGGGACUACUAGUGUAUUAUUAGUUCACGAGGUUAUGCUAAGUUGUUUAGGUGGAAUUUUUUUUAUAUAUAUAGUUAUCAAGUUUGUGCUUGUGUAAUGAAACUGGGAAUCUGGUAUUUUCAGUUUUCUUCAACUAAAAUUAUCCUUUAUAAA